Messenger RNA from Ricinus communis (castor bean), 930 nucleotides. RefSeq names its product myb family transcription factor PHL12. Gene Ontology annotation, molecular function: DNA-binding transcription factor activity; DNA binding. Bases 151 to 720 code for a protein of 189 amino acids. The transcript is spliced from 5 exons. Lineage: Eukaryota; Viridiplantae; Streptophyta; Magnoliopsida; Malpighiales; Euphorbiaceae. The record is from RefSeq and is a predicted model, not a curated record.
CCGGCACGCAAGCAUAUUCCUCUUUUUGGUGGCCGCAGGAAAAUUGCAUUCAUAUUAAUAUGCAAGGGCAGAUGUGUAUAAAUAUAUAUUUCCAUGAAUACAUUGUCUUUUUAGUGAGGCUUCUAAAGGAUAAUCUGUGAAGGAAAAAUCAUGCAGUCCUCUCAAAGAAACGGAAUAAGGCAAUACAACAAGUCCCAACUUCCACGUUUGCGAUGGACGCCUGAGCUUCAUCAAGAUUUUGUUAAAGCUGUUGAAGAGCUUGGUGGUAAAUACAAGGCAACGCCUAAAAGAAUUCUACAGAAGAUGAGUGUUAAAGGACUGAAUAUUUGUCAAAUCAAAAGCCAUCUUCAGAUGUACAGAAGCAUCAAGGAUCACAGCAACAUUCAUGUCUUUAUUCCAAGGAAAUGCCAUCGAGUUAGAAGAGCACAAUGUGAUAUAGGAAUGUUCCCCAUUCGCUCCCCUUACAGCCAAUUGGAAUGCGAGAUGGUUACUGAUCAAAGAAGUGGAAUCCUGCCAAUGAAAGAAGAAGUUGUGGAAGACGAGCAACAGAAUCCAGGAGCAGACAGAGUCCCUAGAUGGUCCAAGAAAGAAGAAUUUGAUGAAUUAAAUGAAAUUUGUGAGCUUUCACUGUUCUUCUCUCCUUCAGCAAUGAUGCCAAAUUCACAAGAAAGAGGAUUUAGCACAGCAGAUGACUUCAGAAACUUGGACCUAACCAUCUAGAAGAGAUUCCUAGAUGGACUUGUAAAGUUAGGACACCCAGUGCGGAGAAAUGGUUUCCGCACAUGGUAAAGGUUGUGGAUAUGAACUGUUUUGUGUUAUUAACAACUGAACAUGCAUUGUCUAAAUGCUUGACAGAGGAAUAUAUCCUGCAUUGCUUAAAAAAGCUAACAGCCCAAAUUGACGUUUAAAUACAUAGUGUACAUUAGCUCA